Molecule: messenger RNA, 728 nt
Organism: Psylliodes chrysocephalus
Lineage: Eukaryota; Metazoa; Arthropoda; Insecta; Coleoptera; Chrysomelidae
Source: the annotation of a GenBank genome assembly
UUUUAAUUUUUAUUUGGCAUUGUUUUGAUUUGUGCUUAUAAAAAAAAUAAAAACAACUGAAAAUAUUGUGCAUUGUGCUGAAAAUCUGGAAAAUAAUUAUAUAUCGAAUUUACUGAAUUCAAAUGGCUGCAUCUACAAUAGUUAUGGAAGAAAAAAAGGAAGAUGCUAUUGAUAGACAAAAGGUAUGUCCGUUUUUAUUAAGAGUAUUUGUCUCUUCAAAUGGAUCUCACCACAAACCCUCAGAUUAUAUAAAAGGUAAUACCCCUCAAAAUGAACUCCAAAUAUACACAUGGAAAGAUGCCACUUUACAUGAAAUUACCCAACUAGUCAAAGAAGUAAAUCCUGAAGCACGACGAAAAGGUACAAAAUUCAGUUUUGCUAAAGUCUACCCAGAAUUCAGACAGCCAAUUUAUCGAGUAAUAGAAAUUGGAUCUACAAUGACAGGAGUGAAAGGGCCAGAAGAUUUAAAAACUUUGGGAAUGCUAAGACUAAAUAUUGGAGACUACCUUGAUAUCGCUAUAACACCUCCUGAUUCUUGGAACUCUGUAAGAAAGGGUUACUCAAAUAACUACAACAAUAGGUCUAGGCCUUAUUAACUAGUAAGACUUUUUUUAUAUAUAUUACAGUAAUUAAUAAAGAAAGUUGCAUUUAUGUUAGUUUGAAUUUAAUAUAUAAAAUUAUUAAUUAAAUAAUAUUUGAGAAGGUAAGUAAAUGUGAGUUUAUCUCCC